Molecule: messenger RNA, 2562 nt
Organism: Rotaria socialis
Lineage: Eukaryota; Metazoa; Rotifera; Eurotatoria; Philodinida; Philodinidae
Source: the annotation of a GenBank genome assembly
CUGAGUAUUACUUUUUGCUUGCAUUUAGAUCCACGACUCACUGAACUGGAUAAUGAAGGCGAUGGCACGCGUGAAAAUGGCCAAUGAGGACCCUCCACUCAUUGAACACAAACAAACUACCUUGUCAAGUAAACAAUGAACAAACUACCAUUAAAAUGCAGUACUGUACCAAUGUUGACCAUUUCGACUAUUAUAAUGCACGUUUUAAAGCGAAUAAUGGGGAAAUAUUCAUUAUAAUGCAUUGCAAGCAUAUAUUAUAUGAACCAUUUGACUAUUUCAUGCGAAUGUUUUUUUAAAGCUUCAAAUUCAUUCAUAAACUCUUGUGAGCUAAUGAAAAUUGUAUUCCUGUAUUUAUUCUAUAUGUUUCAUGAUUAUUUCUACCGUCCUUAAGUCAAAAAUAUUCUUUCAAAUUACCCUAAUCUCAAUCAUGAUCAUUCUUUGUGAAAUACUGGAGGGAUCUGCCAGGAUCAUCAAUCUCAAAGAUCUUGCCAAUUUUAUAUAGAAUCCAAUUUCAAAUUCUAGUAGUUCCUGUUUCCAGGUUUUUUCAGUGCAAAACAGGAUACUGUUCAGGAUUUCUUUAAAUUCCUGUCCGAAUAUUAUUGUAAGAUAAGAAUUCGGGAUCAUUCCAGGGUUUACUCAAGCUCAUAUACAGGAUUCUCUCAAAGCAAUGAAGGAGCAUUCUUCAAAAUACUUUAUUCAAUUCUUUUGAAGAUCUAGGUCAAAUUUUCCCAUCAGGAUGCUGCCAGGAAUAAUGGGCAUGCCAGACGAGGAUCUCAGAAAGAUAUUAGCCAAAUCCGCUGGAAUGCGAAACUUCCCAAUGCUGAAAGCUUCACUCAGGGUUUUGCUAAGAAAAUCUUUUCAAGUUACUGUUUAGCCAACUCAGUUGUGUAUAUUUAUGGAGAAUACCUAAAAGGAUCUUCCAGGAUUUUACAUUUCACGAAUCAUGUCAAGUUUCAUUCAGGAUUGCAUACAGAUAUUGUUCAAUUUCUUGCUCGAAUUCUUUUGUCAAUUGAAUUUGUAGAAUCCUGUUGAUAUUAACAGUGAAUCCUAUCCAGAAACCUGGCAAAAAUCAUAGAGAGGAUUUUGCCACGAUAUCAAUAUAUUUUAGUCAAGAUCUGUUCAGCAUUCGAAUAUGAUGAUCUUGAGGGUAUGAGUGUGGGAGUGGGUGUGGGUGUGGGUGUGGUUUUCUGUGCCAAUUUUCCUGGCUGCUUCAUCCACACCGACAACCGCACUCGCCCCUACACCCACAACCACACUCGACCCAACACCCACCCCCACCCCCCCCCCCCCCAGCCGCGUAACCAGGGGGGGAGGCAAAUGGGCAAUUGCCCAUUUGAUUUUGAGCCUUGCCCAUUGUAAUUUUCAUUAGUUAAUUUUUGCCCAUUGAAAUUUUACUUUUUCACAAUUAUUUACUUUUAAAUAAACUAGCUACUGUCCUUUUUCUUUCGUUUGAAUCGCAUAAGUACCCUUUCCUUAUUCUUAUGAAUAAUUAAUAGAAGAUAACAGAACAAAAAAAAUAACCAAUGCAUAAUUGUACAUACUUAUCUAUAUGUAUACUAGUGCUUUUCUAUUAUCUUCUCUCAAAAUACUGACAUGAAAAGAAAACGAUUGAACAAUAACCUAUCUCGUUCAGUUUACCUUCUUGUUUCUUCUUUCGCGCUACUAUAUUAUAAGAAAAGCUUAAACAAAAAAGAAAAACAACAAAUAUGCUUAUAUAAAAUUGCGCACUUACACUUAUUAUUUUGCUGCUCUCUUUUGUCCUGUUUUAAAAGACUUAUACUAAGCCAUGCCACUGGGAAACGACCAAAUACGCAGCGGCGGAUUCAUAAAAUCAGUAAGGGAGUAGCACUCCUGGCCGAAAAGCUUUUCUUGAAGCCUAUUUGAGGCAAUACGACUCUUGUGUUUCAUUAUUGCUGGGAAAAAUCAAAAACAUUUCGUGAAGGGGGUGCCCCUCGCCAGUUAGCUGUAAUGGUAGAUUCGCCAGUGUCAAUACGUUAUUAGGUCAUCACUUUUCAUCGAAAUAUUGAAAUUAUAUGUAAAAAUAUACAAUCGUCGUCUUGAUUUUGGUGUUUGAAUUUCAAAACUAAAUGUUAUAAAUAGAGACUGAAGAUGGAACAAAAUAUGUCUAACUAAGAAAGUGUGAGGAAGGCUUAAAAUCUGAGUUUCAUUUCAUAUAUAUUAGGUUAAAAGAAUCUCAUAUUUUUUGUGUAGUUAAAUGAACAUCAUUUUAUUUUAUUUUAUUUUGUAUUUUUUCUAUGUUAUCAAUACUUUGUUGGGUUAAAAAAUUUUGGCCCAUCAAUGAAAAUCUUGCCCAUUUUGCCCAUGGUUUUUUUUUGACUUAAUGGAAGUUUGCCCAGUGGUCUAAAAAUCCUGGUUACGCCGCUGACCCACACCCUAUAGAUAAGAAUGGAUUUCUUAUUUUAUUUAUAUUAGAAAUUUUAUGCUAAUCAUCCAAAUCCAUUAUUGAGUGAACCAAUUGGAAACGUUCUUCAACAAAUCAAAAUUCGUCGACUCGUUCUUCAGCAUCUUGAACGUAAAAUCAAUGACUUUCUCAGUGUUUAA